AUAGUCCUCAUUCAUUGAUGGUACAUUUUGUUCUCUUGGAAUAUUCACUUACGGGUUUUAGGCAAGAAUGGCUUAGGGAUCCCGCCCCCUUUAUGCAACCGGCCAGUCUCCAGCUGGGGCUUUCCUCUCUCCACCUCCAGAGAGCUAGGCUCAACAGGUGUGCAUCACCCCACCUAGUUUCCGGCCUCUUAAGUUGAAUCCUUUGAGUAUCUUUUAGGUUGUCCAUUUAAGAGUGCAUACAGUUAAGGGAAAGGUAUUCAUAUCCUGCAUUUCUACUUGCUAGUUUUUGAGGACUCCUGUCAAUCUAGUUUACUCUACAAAUCCAGCAAACAUAUCCAAAUGAAAUUAUCCUCCAUAGUCUCCCACUUCUCUUCUUUCCAUUGCUCCUGGGAUGUUCUUCAUUCCAAAAGUCCGUCCAUCCAUCCAUUCCUCUCUUCUAGGAGUCAAAGUCGCUUUAAGGUCAGCAGUAAUUCUCAAGAAUCAGACUCGCUCUUAAUUUUUUCCCCCAAAUAAGCGCAGACCUACGGGGGCGAGGCGAGCUUCCGGCGGGGCGGGGCGGGGUGGGGGGCACUAGUCCUGGAUCCGCAGGAUCCGCAUGUGCCUCCGCCGCGGUCCCCGCCCCCCGCAGGUGCCUGGGGGCGGGGCGGGGCGGGGCCGGGCGGCGCCGCAGGGCUCAGGUGGAGGGUGGUCCAGCGGCACCUGCGUCUUCCCGCGGCUUCGGGAGGAGGUAGAUGCGGCGGGUUGUAGCGCCGUCCCAGAGGGGGAGCCGGUCCUCGGCCUCACCCGCACCCACACGCUAGGUCUCCGCUAACCGUCACACCGGCCGCGCCCGCUCGCGUGGAACGUGGCGCACCGGACCGGACGGCCCGCAGUGCGCAGGCGCGCGAGACCCUCGCCGGCUCAGCUUCUCCGCGGCCCUCCCGGAGCGUCCCGGACCUGCGGCGCGCAACGGCAGCGCGGGUGCGAGGGAGCGAGGCGGGCGAGCCGCAGCCAGCACGAUGUCUGAACAAGAGCGUAUACAGGACUGUCUGAGGAAAGAGAUAAGGUCCCUUCUUAUUUCCACUAAGGAUGGUUUGACUCCACAACAGUUGGAAAAGGAGUACCUUUUGAUGGUUGGCAACCAUCUCCCGCUCCGAAUCCUUGGAUAUCGGUCCACUAUGGAACUGGUGUUGGAUAUGCCCGAUGUGGUUAGUGUCUGCCCCGGUGGGGAUGGUACCGUAAUACUGAAAGCCAUUCCAGACGAAUCCACCAAAGGAAUAGCAAGUUUGGUUGCAAAGCAGAGAAGGAGCCAUAAGGUCCGAAACUCCAUGCCAAAGGGAAGACCCAGCAUAUGCUCUGGCCGGGUGCCUUACCGAGGAAGGGUGCCCCCAAUUCUUCCAGCUGUAGUGAAGAGUGAGUUGAAAGACCUUUUGGCAUUGUCUCCCGUUCUCCUUUCUGACUUUGAAAAGGCAUUUGCCAGGCGUUUUGGACGAUCAUUUCAGUAUAUGCAGUAUGGAUUCCUCUCUAUGUUUGAAGUGCUGAAUGCAGCUUCGGAUGUCAUUUCUGUAGAGCAGACCAGAGCAGGUUCUCUGUUGACACUAAAAAAGAGUGUAUCAGAGGACAAGCAGAGAGGAUGGCCAGCAGGUAAAGUUUUUACUCAGCCAUUUAGAAUGAAACAACAGGGGUCAUAUUCUACAGGAUUCCCAGUAAUGAAGGCACACUUUUCACAACCCAUUUCAAAUAUGGAGCCCCCCAAACAAGUACUGAGCAUGGCGAAGACACCCACGUUUAAUUCUGUGGAGGCUUCAAGGCUGAACCACACUGAAAAAUUAAAUCAGUUGGAGAGCACAUUCAAAUCCGUGAUUGCACAGAUUGGACCUGGAGGGACUGUUGAUCCUGAGCUAAAGCGCAAGAUACAAUUUGUCGUGUCUAAGUUUCCACAAGGUUUGUUUAUUUCUAAACUGCUUGGAGAAUUUGAGCUAACUUUUAAAGAGCAACUUUCACCAAAACAAUUAGGGUUCUUAAACGUGACAGAACUUGUUGGCGCUCUUAGUGACAUUCUCCGAGUUGAGUUCAGUGAAGAAAGGCAAGACUUGCUCGUGUUUGAUGCUGACCUGAAGCCUCUGCCGUCUGGUGGACCGCUUUCAUCAGUCAGAAAUUCGUGUUUAGUUCAACCAGACAAGAAAACAGAAGCUAACCCUUGGACUUCCAGUCUCUCCAGAAAUUCACUAUCCACUGUAGCAGUUAAGAAGACCACGUGGGAUUGCCCUUUGAAGAACCAGAAGGAGCCAGAACAGAAGAUAUACAAGAAGCCUAAUCUGGUGGUCAAGCCUCUGCAGCUGCAGGUAGAAACAAACAAACCGCAGCUCAGCCUGUCAGUGGCAAACCACGAUAUCCCACCAGACGCUGUGCGUGCCAAGAAAUUGUGCAGACUUCCUCCAUUAGAUACCAGCACCCUUGUGGGGGUCUUCGUGGAGUAUAUAAUCUCCCCUAGUCAGUUCUACAUCCGGAUCUACAGCAGAGAUUCCUCAGAACUACUUGAAGACAUGAUGAUUGAAAUGCGACGCUGCUACUCCAACCAGCUGGUCUCUGACCGGUACAUUAUGCCAGAAUAUUUUAUACAACCAGGACAUCUCUGUUGUGUAAAGAUCUCUGAGGACAAGUGGUGGUACCGGGUUAUUAUCCAUCGGAUCCUUGGGAAAAAGGAAGUGGAAGUGUUCUACCCAGAUUUCGGAAAUAUCGGAACUGUGCAGAAGUCCUCGCUGAGGUUCCUCAAAUGCUGCUACACAAAGCUUCCAGCUCAGGCUAUCCCUUGCUCUUUGGCGUGGGUGAGGCCCGCAGAGGAACACUGGACAGCCAGAGCUAUUUUGCACUUCCAGAAGCUGUGUGGUUUGAAGCCAUUGGUGGGGGUGGUGGAUGAGUAUAUAGACGGAAUCCUUAAUAUUUUUCUUUGUGAUACGUCCUCAAAUGAAGAUGUGUAUUUUCAUCAUGUCUUGAGGACAGAAGGCCAUGCUAUUGUAUGCCGAGAAAAUGCCCCAUCCAAGGGCUUCAGGGAUUUCAACCCACCAGCUCUGUACACUAACGCCAGCUCAGCGGGCGACAUGGUCCUGACAGACCUGGGGCAUCCUGCUCAGCAGCACUAUUUAAAUGAAGACCAGGAGAUACUGCAGCAAGCCCAGCAAGAUAUUAAUGAUGGAAAGUGUAUAAGUUACCUUAAAUCUGCGCCCAAGGAAUUAUUAAAGGAUUCUAAAUUGAGCUCAUUGAAAACACAUAAGAGCUGUGAAGAGGACCCACGGUGGUCCAUCCUGCAGCCCAAGGAUCUGAAGGAAGAAAAUGAGGAUGAGGUCCCUACUGGAAUGCCAUGCCUGGAGUCAGUGACCAUAGGUGACGAUGUUUGGGAUGAGAACUGGCUCCCUCUACAGGCCAAAAUGGGGAAGGCAGGGAGUCCUGCCUCCCAGCUGUUUACUUCAAACCUUGUUGGGAAGAAACAAUAUCAGACAGGUGGAGAAAUGGCACAAAAGGACUGGUGUUUUUCUACAUCUAAAGAUAUAUGGGAUGAUUCCUGGCAGCCCUUAGGCCUUGCGAAUGAUGUGAAAGGAGGAAUUCACACACCAGAAGGGCCCAUUGCUCAAGAAAAAAAUACCAGCACAACCCGAAUUCAACAGCAGCCAGAUUUACAGUAUCCUUUGGAUUCUUCCACACUGCCCAAACUGGAAGAGUUCUACAUCUCUCUGAUCAAGUCUCAGCAGUCCGCAGAGAGGAGCCAGUCUGAACCUGCCAGCAUUCAGACUCAUGCCGGACGGGCAGCCUCAAAAGCACUCAGUUCAACCCCUGCAGUGGGUGACUCUCCAGAAAACCACUCUGGCUCUGAUAGCAGUGUCCAUCUAUCAGUUGCUUGCAGUGGUUGACUGUCAGGAUGUCAAACCGACUACACUGCUGCCCAGAUUUAAAUUCACCUGAAACUUUUAAAGCAGGUUGGUUGGUUUGGUUUUUGGUUUCCCCUUGCUCUGUGACCCAUGCUGGACUGAACCUUGCUACAUGGUUGAGACGUUCCUGGAAGUUGCUAACCUCCUUACUCUCAGAAGUGCUGAGAUGAUAGGUGCAUGCCCAGUACGCCCCACUGAAGCAGGACUUUGUGGAAUAAAGCCAAGUUAGUUUACUCUGCCCCAGAACAUGACAGUUCUUCUCUUACAGUAGGAUGCUACCUACUGCAGCACUGGCCUAGGAGUCAGCUUCUUAAAUCUGUGAGGGGCAAAAAUAUACAGUAGUAAAGUGCUUUGAACACACAACCACCAAAACUCAAUUCAAACCUUUUAAAGAUUUAUUCAUUUAUGUACUUGAUGUAUAUGGGUAUUUUGUCUGCACACCUGAAGAGGACACUGGAUCCCAUGAGGCUACGGUUGUAAACGCUGCCCCAUGGGCACUAGUAAUAGAAUUCAUGGCCUCUGGAAGAGCAGCCAGUGCUCUUAAGUACUGAGCCAUCUCUUUAGCCCCUCAAAUCAAACUCUUAAUCAAUCCAGGGUACUUGUGGUGGGCUCCCACAUGCUGCCUCACAGUGCUAAACUUCAGCCUUUGUCCUGAGCACUCUGUAUUCUGACAUGCCGUUCAACAUAACCUGGCCAACAAAUGCUAUCUGAAGCACCUUGGCUCAUACUUUAGAUGAGGUUGUCAUCAAUCUCAAUGCUUUUAUUGUACAAAGUUUUCUGUUCCUUUAGAAACAUAAUGAUUUCCCCAAACAGGUGGGGGCUAGGAGCUGGAUGGCACUCAGUUAAUAGAGCGCUUGCCUCAGAAAUAGACAUGGGAGGAGGACCAGAGGCUCUACAGAAUGGGUUCCAGGGGUAGUACUUACCCUGUGAUACCCUGUAUUCAAACAAAAACCAAUACAGCAUAAUGGUUCAGUUAUAGAAAACAAAGAUUUAAAAGACUUAAAUUUCCUAUUUUCCAGUUGUCCUUUAUUACCAUCUAAGUAUCAAAUUAGUGUCUCUUUGGAUUGAAUUGCAUUCAAAUGUUUAUUGAUGAAUUUCAUUUUUUAAAAAUUGAAUGAAUUUUUGCCCUUAAGAUUAGGGUAGAAUUUUCAGCAAUUUCUGAAAUGAUCUAAAACAUAAUUCUUGUCAUUUUAUAAUACACUUUAGUGAAACAGUGUUCAGUGUGGAUAAUAAAAUGAAAAUACUGAUAAAAGAAAAACAUUGAAGAUAUUCUUUGUCCUUGUAGUAUCAAAUACUCAACUGAGAUCCAGUCCUUUUGUGUAAAAAAAAAAAAAAUACAUCCAUCAUAUUAGUAUGCAGAUUUGAUUGUAUCUUUAAUAACAGUAAAAUUACCAGGAAACAUUUAAUUUAUAUGCCUGUUUUAUAUACCAAGGUCCUACAAAGUUUCUCAGGCAAAAAAGGGUCUUCAGUGGGAAGGAGCUAGCACUGGUCUAGCCCGUCCACGUAAGAGUGUCUACCAUCCGUGCCAUGGUUGCUAGACCUGGAGUGUUAGAGCUCCAGAUUUCUCUUUGUUCCCAUGGUUACUUCUUACAUAAGUCCGUGAGAACAUCUUGUUAACAGGUGGUCCUUUACAGCUUUACAGGGUCUGUGACCCUGGCACAGACUCAGAAUUAGAACCACUUGGCAAUAGAGGAUACCUGUGGAGUAUCACUUCCCUGUGAGCUGGAAAGAAAUAAGGGUGUUUUUGGACUCCCCUCUGGGGUGUGAACUUCAUCCACUUCCUCCUCCUGGCAUCCCUUCCGCAUUCGUGUGUUCCUCUGUUGGCCCUUAGCCUCUAAGUGUUCAUUUUCACACUAAUGUGGGAUCCCCAAGUUCGAGUCUUUGCUAUCCCUGGCUGUUUUCUGAGUAGCAUCCCCUCUGACUGGUGAUCGCCUUGAGUCAGAAAAGGCCAUAGCGCAUGUUGGUAAGAACUAAACUGGGAGAGGCAGGCAGUGAGUUGGAGAACUUCUUGAAAGGACUCUUGUUUUUU
Messenger RNA from Mus musculus (house mouse), 5934 nucleotides. It is a transcript of the gene Tdrd5, whose product is annotated as tudor domain containing 5. The transcript is spliced from 18 exons. Gene Ontology annotation, cellular component: cytoplasm. The coding region runs from base 999 to 3887 and encodes 962 amino acids. Gene Ontology annotation, biological process: cell differentiation; germ cell development. The record is from RefSeq and is a predicted model, not a curated record. Lineage: Eukaryota; Metazoa; Chordata; Mammalia; Rodentia; Muridae.